This is a messenger RNA of Pyrus x bretschneideri (Chinese white pear), 1954 nucleotides long. RefSeq names its product integrin-linked protein kinase 1-like. The transcript has 13 exons. Bases 281 to 1516 code for a protein of 411 amino acids. Lineage: Eukaryota; Viridiplantae; Streptophyta; Magnoliopsida; Rosales; Rosaceae. Gene Ontology annotation, molecular function: ATP binding; protein kinase activity; protein binding. Gene Ontology annotation, biological process: protein phosphorylation. The record is from RefSeq and is a predicted model, not a curated record.
GAAUUUUCUUUUGGCAACUCUGGACCUCACUGAUCCAAUUGUCUUCUGACAGAAACCAUGGGAAGAUCGGCCAAGAAAAGUACACUAUUUUCCUAUUCAACUUUCUCAGUAACCAAACAAGAAGUCAAUCAAAUCCAAACUUUAACUGAGCGAAGAGUACGAGGUUGCUCUCCAGCCCUUUCGUUCUAAAACCUCAUAAACAGACAUUUAACAUACCUCGAGGACUCCGAAACAUCGUAAGUGUUGACAUGCAUUUCAAACGGUUUUCUAACUUCAUCCCAUGGAAGAUUGCUUGUCAUCAUCUAAGAAGUCUCAAAAGGUGGCUGGAUUUGAAGGUCCAUACCGGCUGCUAUAUUGUUCGAGCAAGGGAGACAAAGCAGGAGUGAUGCGCGAGCUAGAGAAAGGGGUGGAGCCGGAUUUAGCUGACUAUGAUAAGAGAACAGCUCUUCACUUGGCAUCCUGUGAAGGCUGCACUGAGAUUGUUGUUCUGCUUCUUCAGAAAGGUGCUGAUGUGAACUCCACAGAUCGCUGGGGCCGCACUCCACUAUCAGAUGCUCGUAGCUUCAGUCACGAGGCGAUUUGCAAGAUAUUGGAGGCUAAGGGUGGAAUAGAUCCAGUAGGGCUUGAUUCCCAGCUUCCAUGCUAUGAAGUUGAUCACAGAGAGGUGAACAUGGACGAAGCAGCACUUAUUGGAGAGGGUUCAUAUGGUGAGAUUUAUUUAGUGAGGUGGCGCGGUACAGAAGUUGCUGCUAAAACAAUCCGCUCGUCCAUUGCUUCCAAUCCGAUAGUGAAGAAUAUCUUUAUGAAGGAACUCGCUUUGUGGCAAAAGUUGCGCCACCCUAAUAUCGUGCAAUUCCUUGGUGUUUUGAAGCACCCUAGCCGCUUGAUCUUCCUUACCGAGUAUCUUUGCAAUGGAAGUUUGCAUGAUAUAUUGAAGAGAAAAGGAAGACUUGAUCUACAAACUGUAGUUUCUUUUGCUCUAGAUAUCGCCAGAGGCAUGAAUUAUCUUCAUCAGCAUAAACCGCGCCCUAUAAUUCAUCGAGAUUUGACACCAAGAAAUGUUUUACAAGAUGAAGCCGGGCGCCUCAAGGUCACGGAUUUUGGCUUAAGUAAAAUUGCACAGGAAAAUGAUUUAUCCGGCUAUAAAAUGACUGGACGAACAGGUUCAUAUCGUUAUAUGGCACCCGAGGUUUAUCGUCGAGAAUCAUAUGGAACGAGUAUUGAUAUCUUCUCAUUCGCUCUCAUAGUCCAUGAGAUGUUUCUUGGAGGACCACCUAAUCUGGCAGAGGAUCCAGAAAAAAUUGCAGACAAGCGCGCAUACGAGGAUUCUCGACCACCUCUCUACUCUUAUUUGUACCCCGAGCCAAUCAGGACGCUUCUGAAAGAAUGCUGGCACCAGAAUCCAGAUUGCCGGCCGACGUUUGGAGAGAUUAUUGUGAAGCUGGAGGAGAUUCAGGAUCAGUUAAAGAACAAGAGGAAAAUGGGUACGUGUAGCGGUGUUUGUGUCAUUUCCUAAAGAUGGAUCUAUGGAAGUCUUAGGACUCAUUUGGAUAUGAUUUUAAAAUGAUUGAAAGAGCUUCUACUGAAAAUAUUUUUGGAAACAAUCCUUAAUUAAAAUGUUAGUAAAUCCUGGAAAAGCACUUAAAGUGCUUCCUGGAAGGAGCCCAUAACUGGUGCUUCUUGUAGAAAGCACUUAAAGUGCUUUUGAAAUCCAAAAACAUUUUCUUUAAAAACGAUUUCAGUUAUUUUAAAAGCACAUCCAAAAGAGCCCUUAUACAUGUCAAGAAAGCCCAUCCUUCUUUUUUGUGUGUAUGUGUAUGUGUAUGCAAGUGGUAUUUUCUGUAUAAACUUGUUUACAAGAUUAGCAGCUACCAUUUUGAAUGUUUUGGUGAAUAUUGGUUGGAACUUGGAACCAGGUUUUCUGUCUUUCAAAUAGUAUCAAACAUUAUAUAUU